This is a messenger RNA of Williopsis jadinii, 1176 nucleotides long. It is a transcript of the gene ARA1, whose product is annotated as D-arabinose 1-dehydrogenase (NAD(P)(+)) ARA1. Gene Ontology annotation, cellular component: cytosol. Lineage: Eukaryota; Fungi; Ascomycota; Saccharomycetes; Phaffomycetales; Wickerhamomycetaceae. The record is from RefSeq and is a predicted model, not a curated record. Bases 54 to 1016 code for a protein of 320 amino acids. Gene Ontology annotation, molecular function: aldose reductase (NADPH) activity. The transcript has a single exon.
UGCUCUUGUUCCAUUGAAGUUUCAGAUUUCUACACCCCAAGCAUAGAUUAGAGAUGUCAAUUGAUACUGUGAAGCUUACAGUUAAGCUCAACGAUGGCUCCGUCAUGCCAGCGUUGACGAUUGGAACCCCAUGGACCGAGGAAGAGUUUGAGAAAUUGCCAGGUGUCUUACAAGCUGCCAUCGACAAUGGGUUCAGAAGCAUCGACACCGCAUGGUAUUACGGGAGCGAACCAACCAUUGGUAAAUUCCUCAAGGAUCUGUUUGCCAAAGGUGCCGUGAAAAGGGAAGAUCUAUUCAUCACUACAAAGGUUUGGCCUUCACUGUGGGACAGGGCCGAACUCUCCAUAAACAAGUCCUUGCAAGACCUAGGAUUGGACUAUGUGGAUCUGGCGCUACAGCACUGGCCUGUCUGUUACAAAGGCACGGACUCCAAUGGCUUGCCUAAGAACCCAAGAGACUCCAACGGUGUGCUACAGUUCGAUGAGAACGGCGACUUCGUCACAACCUAUAAGCAGCUGUUGGAGCUGAAGGCCAGAGGUCUGGUCAAGAGCGUUGGCGUCUCGAAUUUCACGCAGGCACAUCUCAAGCGUGCCGUUGAUGAAACUGGCGUUGUUCCAUCGGUUUUACAGCUCGAACUGCACCCAAAGAUCCCCUCCUUAGAACUAGUCAAGUACGCUGAAUCGUUGGGCGUGAAAGUGGCUGCGUUCUCACCAUUGGGCUCAACAGGCGCACCGUUGUUGAAGGAGCCCGUUGUACUGGAGCUCUCUACAAAGUACAGCGCGCAGCCAGCCAAUGUGGUUUAUGCGUACCAUUUACUCCGCGGAAGGAUCGUCGUUACAAGAACUUCCAACCCUAAGAGAAUCCCAACAUUGAAGACGAUCCCUUCGCUCAGUGAGGAGGACAUUGGCAAGCUGGAUGAGAUUGGUCUAAAAGAUCCAAAGCGAUUUAUCCAGGACGACUGGGGCGUGGGAUUGGGAUUCCCUCACUGGAAGGACAAGUACUCGUGGGAGGAAUAAUGAGUGUGUAUGUUUUCGUCGUAAUGUACGCUUUUAUUGGGCUCUAAGCCCACAUGUAGCGUAUAAGUUUGCUUUUGGCUGCGUCAUGUGUCUCGAUGAUGUAUCUUCUGUUCCCUGAAUUAGGGGGAUUAAAGUUCUACAACGCUAACUUCAUGAUAAC